GAGCCCCCGCAGCCAGGCCCGAGCUCUCCGCGCCCCUUGGCCUCGGGAGCAGCGUGUCCCCGAUGACUUCUGACACUGCGUAUCCGCCAAUUCAAGAUGAACAGUGAUCAAGUUACACUGGUUGGUCAAGUGUUCGAAUCCUAUGUUUCGGAAUACCAUAAGAAUGAUAUUCUUCUAAUCUUGGAGGAAAGUGACGAAGAUGCUCAUUACCCAGUUGUGGUUAAUGCCAUGACCCUUUUUGAGACUAACAUGGAAAUUGGGGAAUAUUUCAACGCAUUUCCAAGUGAAGUACUAACAGUUUUUGAUAGCGCUCUGCGAAGAUCAGCCUUGACAAUUCUCCAAUCCCUUUCUCAACCUGAGGGUGCUUCUAUGAAGCAGAAUCUUCAUGCCAGGAUAUCAGGUUUACCUGUUUGUCCUGAGCUGGUGAGGGAGCACAUCCCUAAAACCAAGGAUGUGGGACACUUUUUAUCUGUCACUGGGACAGUAAUUCGAACAAGCCUGGUGAAGAUCCUGGAGUUUGAGCGAGAGUACAUGUGUAACAAAUGCAAACAUGUAUUUGUGGUCAAGGCUGACUUUGAGCAGUAUUAUACCUUCUGCCGGCCAUCCUCCUGUCCCAGCUUGGAGAGCUGUGAUUCUUCAAAAUUCACUUGCCUCUCAGGCUUGUCUUCAUCUCCAACUAGGUGUAGAGAUUACCAGGAAAUCAAAAUUCAGGAACAGGUGCAGAGGCUAUCUGUUGGAAGUAUUCCACGAUCUAUGAAGGUUAUCCUGGAAGAUGACUUAGUAGACAGUUGCAAAUCUGGUGAGAAACAACUUUUGCUAGCUUAUAUAAGAUGUCCUAAA
This is a messenger RNA of Leptonychotes weddellii (Weddell seal), 840 nucleotides long. The record is from RefSeq and is a predicted model, not a curated record. Lineage: Eukaryota; Metazoa; Chordata; Mammalia; Carnivora; Phocidae.